This is a messenger RNA of Paramuricea clavata, 1206 nucleotides long. Lineage: Eukaryota; Metazoa; Cnidaria; Anthozoa; Malacalcyonacea; Plexauridae. The record is from the annotation of a GenBank genome assembly.
AUGAGUGGAAAGAGAACUCGUAAUGAUGCCAUGUCAGGGCGAAAGAAGAAGUCCGGAUCGACUGCUCCUCACGAGAUCAUAGUACAACGGCUAGCGUCCGAGCCAGAUACUAAGCAGACAUUUAGACCUGUGAAACCUAGGGAAUUUGUCAACUUUGAGUACGAAGAACUUUCAUUGGUAAACUUAAAAAAAGCGUGCGCAGCCCACUUCAACUUGCCAGCGAGCACGUGCGAUAUUUUGGUUUCAAACAAAGGACCUUCAUGUACAAACAUUGGACAGAUUCCACAUCGGAAGGAUAAAGUAAAAUGAAAAUUUUGUCAGCCUUAACAUUUCAAAUUUAAUGGCCUAAAUUCAAUAGUUUUCAUAUGUAAAAUAGGUUUGUACCCACAUAGGGCCAUCCCAGUUAAAAUUAACCCCCCCCUUAACCAGGUUACUGGGUUUAGACCCCUUUGGACACGGUUUUCCGGAACGCCCCUAAGCUUCCCCCAAGAUAUUUAUCAGGUAAAAUUUUAGCACCCUUCGAAGUGCUUCAUAUAAACAAUUUUCAGACUGAUUUAGUUGGUCAGUUUUCACCAAGAUCUCAGGGGGGCAUAAGAGCUACAAAUGUCAUCAUCUUCAUUCUUGUAUGGAUUUAUAGUACAUGUAUAUUAUAUAUAUGAUAUUAUUGUGGAAAGAAGUAUUAGAGUACUAUCAUCACAUUUUCUAAACAGGUUUACCUGGUAAGAUUUGUGGUGAUGCAGGAUGACCAGCCAUUGUCUGAAGACGGAGUUGAAGUUUAUUAUGAGGACAGCAUAUCAACUUCACACCCCAAUAGAAAUUAUCCAGCUUCAGUAUCAAUAGAUGCUUUACUAAAAGCUGGUAAAGUAGCAAAACCACAACCAAAAAACAAAGUAACCAUUACUUUUGAAGCAUUCGACAUUGAAUCUAGAGAGUGGACGGAAGUCAUGGAGGAAGAACUUCUGGUCGACACCAAGAAAUUUGCUUCUGGUGGCUUCAGAGAUGCUUUCCAUGCAACUGGAAAGAAAAGUGCUAAAAACCACCAACCAACAGAAUGGGUUGUGAAAACCUAUAAUGCAAGGGCUAAAAGCACAAUUGAAGGGAUUGCAAGCACAUCAGUUGAAAACCACUGUCGCAAACAGGUGCAAAUGCAUGCUGUGGCACGACACUUCACAAAGAAAUUUGAUUCGAAAGCCCCAUCCAGUUUUG